GUUCUGCAAACGACGCGGGCGUCGGAUCGUCGACGCUUCCAAUUUGGUGUUCAAUUCGGUGUUAGAACGACGGAAGCUAUCGAUCGCAGAAUCGUGUGUAUGAUAAGAGCUGCGCAGUGAUUCAGUGUGAGAAGCUUCCGAGGUGGUGUGUACAAACCCCCAACAAGAAAAAUUGUCACUUCGUUCUGAUAUUUGAAACCAAGCUGUUGCUACACGGCAGUUUAUAUCGCAGAACACCGACAAGGGAGUUAGUGUGAUAAAUCUCGCCGCAUUAUCUGCGCGCCUUGCGUCGAAUUACAGUGAUAACAGUGAAUAGUGUAAUCUAGUGCGUGAACAAGGAAAUGAAUCGAAUCAAGCAACUGAACCGAGAACGGUACCAGGCGUGACAAACAAGAACGAAAUCUACAGGAUUCACCCCCCACAACGUGUUGACGUAGUUUUAUUCCCAUACAAAGUCUCAAAUUGUCCAGUGUGAUUGUACCCAUGCAACUGCACAGAAUUAGUUUUAUAUGAAGAAACCCUCCAAACGGCACAAGUUCAAACAUUAUGCGAGGCAGCAUAGUUGGAAUAGAGGAUGGCCUCAGCAAUCCCAAGCCCGGAAACUGGCACGGGUUACUACUAGAGCUGCUGGACAACCUGUACGCGUCGUUCGUCAUAGGACCCCUCGUGGUUGGCUACUGGCGGGGUACAUGGAAUCUAGCCGGCGAAUAUAUUUACCCACAAGAUCUUCCAACUAGUUUAAUAGUGUCGUUAUCGGUCGGCGUAAUAGGACACCUAAUAUUCAACAUAUUCCAAGCAACGCUCCGGCGGCAUCUCAACGCCGACAAGCAUCGGUUACUGUUCUUCUUCGGAUCGAGACUAUAUACGGAAAUCUACGGUACGAUAUGCGUCAACACUUGGCGAGGCGGGUGGGAGAUGAUCAAUCUCUACGGCACACACGACGUGCUCUACGUUGUGCUGAUAACGCUGGGAUGCGCACUCCUGCUGGCGAUGCUGAAAGGUCUCCGCAACGUCACCGCGUCACCGUUCGUUGUCGUCAACGAUUCCCGCCGAGAAUACUUCGACAUUCCGACCUAUUUCAAACUGACGGGUUCAAAAGAGCCAGGACUGUACGUGCUAGACUGUAUGUUUUCAGUGCUUGUGAUCGGAUCGCUAGUGGUGUUUGUGUGGCGAGGCCUUUGGGUGCUUCUGGAUCUGCAACUGUUUCCCGAGGAUCACGCUCUCUCUGCCUGGGCCUCAGUGUUGAUAGGUUAUGGCGUGACUGCGGUCACAUUUUCCCUCCAACCAUUGAUGCGGUGGGCGUGUGACCGGUUAACAGGGCUGUGGCGAGUGAUAGUCGCAGAUCUGUUUCUUUUCUUCAGCUUUAUUGGCACAAUCAACGUCUGGCGAGGAGUUUGGCAUCUGCUGGACCAUUACUUUCUACCAGACAACGUGCUUUUGAGUAACUGGAUUACUCAUGGCGUAUCACUACUUUUGUUGAUACUGCUGAACUGUUCAAACUCGGUUCUAGUUCGGGGAGUAUAUAUCGACGCCGAGGAACCAGCUGGUCAGUGCGUCGUUUUCCCCGUAUACUACAUUCGACUGUUCUUCCAGAAGGAACGAACAAAGAAACAACGGAAGCUACUGGAAUCUCUGGGAAGGGCCGAAUACAACAACAUCACCAGUACGUUGCUGGAGAAAAAACCAAACAAACCUGAACAGAAUCAUCAGAUAAAUCGAAACCUGGAAGCCGUACCAUUAACGCUAAUCGAUAACCCGAAGAGCAACGGAGAUCACAACACACUGGACAACCGGCAAUGACAACGUUUCUAAUUACGAUAGGAACCGACGCUAAUUGCACUCCAUUUGGGAAUGAGAAUUAAAGACAGUUCAUAGUUUGUAUUACGAGUCGUUGCGGGCACAACCGUAAACGACAGCAGCAGCAGCAAAACAGUGGAGGUCUGCUUCGAACUUCACCGAUUGGCUACUUGUGAGAAUAUUUUGUUACUCUUAAUUUGAACGAUAGCACUAGGUGUACACUAACUAGCGAUAAGUAUUAUUAACGGUAAGAUUUUUGAACACAUCUCUGAAAAUGUAUAUACUGCAGCACGCUGAAAUCAUUCCAUUAAUUUAUGAAUACGUUUUCGUAUGUCCUAGAAUAAACAAUGGUGACCUUAAACUGAA
Molecule: messenger RNA, 2163 nt
Organism: Aedes albopictus (Asian tiger mosquito)
Lineage: Eukaryota; Metazoa; Arthropoda; Insecta; Diptera; Culicidae
Exons: 5
Coding region: 547-1800 (417 amino acids)
Biological process (GO): neuromuscular synaptic transmission; clustering of voltage-gated calcium channels; neuron-neuron synaptic transmission
Cellular component (GO): presynaptic membrane
Source: RefSeq, a predicted model, not a curated record